Molecule: messenger RNA, 2136 nt
Organism: Lachnellula hyalina
Lineage: Eukaryota; Fungi; Ascomycota; Leotiomycetes; Helotiales; Lachnaceae
Product: ATP-dependent RNA helicase
Exons: 5
Coding region: 1-2136 (711 amino acids)
Cellular component (GO): nucleus
Molecular function (GO): RNA binding; ATP binding; RNA helicase activity
Source: RefSeq, a predicted model, not a curated record
AUGGCUGACAACUUGAACAUAAAUGGCCUCAAUCUCAACGGUGGAGAGCGUCAGUCCUACAUCCCUCCCCACAUGCGAGGCAAGAUGGGUGGUGCUGGCCAAGGACCCCCACCAGAAGGGCCGCCGCCUAUGAACGGAGGCAUCAACGGUAGCGCAUGGGCUCCCCCGCCAGCUGCAAACGGCUAUGGCGCAGGACCCCGUCCCGGAAACUGGGCCAACGCUCCCAACUUCACUCCUGGCGCUCCAGGUGCCGAUCCGAUUCCCGGCCAAGCUCCUCCACCAGCAGCGGCAGCAGCUCGUCCUUCAUGGGACUCUGUUCCGCAGGGUGGGUUCAACCGGAAUGGAUACGGAAACCCGUCAUCCGGUGGUGGUGGUGGUUCUUCAGCUCCUCGCGGAGGCGGCGAUGGCCGAUGGACUGAUGGAAAGCACAUUCCUGGACCUGUUAAUUUGCGUGUUGAGCGUGAGCUUUUUGGUGUGCCCGACGACCCAAGCAAGCAACAGACCGGUAUCAACUUCGAGAAAUAUGACGACAUACCAGUCGAGGCUUCAGGUCAAAAUGUCCCCGAGCCUACCACAAAGUUCACGAACCCUCCUCUGGACGACCAUCUCCUCAGGAACAUCGAGCUUGCCCAUUACAAGGUCCCAACACCAGUCCAGAAAUACUCGAUUCCUAUUGUCAUGGGUGGCCGAGAUUUGAUGGCUUGUGCCCAGACUGGUUCCGGAAAAACUGGUGGUUUCUUGUUCCCCAUUCUCUCCCAGGCUUUCAUCAAUGGUCCAUCUGCUGCCCCAGCUGGAGCCGGCGGCAACUUCGGACGUCAACGCAAGGCAUACCCAACAUCCCUGAUCCUUGCUCCUACGCGUGAGCUUGUCUCCCAGAUCUACGAGGAGUCCCGCAAAUUCGCUUACCGAUCAUGGGUCCGCCCUUGUGUCGUUUACGGAGGUGCGGAUAUCGGGUCCCAACUUCGCCAAAUCGAGCGUGGAUGUGAUCUUCUCGUCGCUACUCCAGGUCGUCUUGUUGAUUUGAUUGAGCGUGGCCGCAUCUCCCUGUGCAACAUCAAGUACUUGGUUCUCGAUGAGGCUGAUCGUAUGUUGGACAUGGGUUUCGAACCUCAAAUUCGAAGAAUUGUUGAAGGUGAAGACAUGCCUGGUGUUCAGAACCGCCAGACUCUCAUGUUUUCAGCCACUUUCCCCCGCGACAUCCAGAUGCUGGCCAGAGAUUUCUUAAAGGACUACGUCUUCUUGUCUGUUGGUCGCGUUGGUUCCACCUCUGAAAACAUUACCCAGAAGGUUGAAUACGUUGAGGAUAUGGACAAGCGCUCUGUACUUUUGGAUAUCCUCCACACUCACGGCGCCGGUCUUACCCUCAUCUUCGUUGAGACCAAGCGAAUGGCUGACUCAUUGUCGGACUUCUUGAUCAACCAAAACUUUCCAGCCACGUCCAUUCACGGUGACCGCACUCAGCGUGAGCGUGAACGUGCCUUAGAGAUGUUCCGUAACGCUAGAUGUCCAAUCCUCGUGGCCACCGCUGUUGCAGCUCGUCUUCAACUUGUGUCAUUUGCUAAUCAACUUUCAACUCUUCUAGGCGGAUUGGACAUACCCAAUGUGACUCACGUGGUCAACUACGAUCUCCCAACAGAUAUUGAUGACUAUGUUCAUCGUAUCGGUCGUACCGGUCGUGCCGGAAACACAGGUAUCUCUACUGCAUUCUUCAACCGUGGCAAUAGAGGUGUUGUACGUGAUCUCCUUGAAUUAUUGAAGGAAGCCAACCAAGAGGUUCCUGCUUUCCUUGAGAACAUUGCUCGCGAGGGCGCUGGAUUCGGAGGCGGUGGUGGCCGAGGUGGUGGUCGCUCUGGAGGCCGAGGCCGUGGAGGUGGAGCCAACCGUGAUUUCCGUAAAUUCGGCGGUGGUGGUGGAGCUGGAGCUGGCAGCGGUGGGUUCGGCGGCGGAUAUGGCGGACCGCCACCUCAAUCAUAUGGAGGAGGUGGUGGCGGUUUUGGAGGUGCCCCCCUGCACCUGCUUAUGGUGGCGCUCCUGCAUAUGGCGGAGGUGGUGGAUACUCUGGCGGCGGUGGUGGUGGAAGCUACGGCAACCCAUCCGGUGGUGGUGGUCAAUCUUGGUGGUAAAUGUUCCACCUAG